This is a messenger RNA of Penicillium olsonii, 2571 nucleotides long. NCBI's taxonomy places the organism in Eukaryota, Fungi, Ascomycota, Eurotiomycetes, Eurotiales, Aspergillaceae. The record is from the annotation of a GenBank genome assembly.
AUGUCAUAUUCUCAAGGCAGUACAGGACCGAAUGGAAUGGCCUAUAACGUGUUGAAUGCUUCGAUGAAUGCCUCGCAAUCCCUCUCUUCCACCCCUCGCGCGACUCCGCCCCCGAAAGGAUCGCAUAUGUCCUUUUCCGGUUACUCCAACGGCCUCCCCCGGAACUCGAGCUUCGGAGGUUAUGGUGGAUCAAAUGACAAUGGGUCGAUGUCAUACUCGGAAGCGAACAAACCACAGAUUUAUCGAGCCGUAUAUUCCGAGAUCGCCGUUUAUGAGAUGGAAGUAAAUGGCGUUGCUGUUAUGAAACGUCGGUCCGAUUCUUGGUUGAAUGCUACACAAAUUUUGAAAGUCGCUGGCGUUGUCAAGGCGAGACGCACGAAAACCCUGGAAAAGGAGAUUGCCUCAGGUGAACACGAGAAGGUACAGGGCGGCUACGGAAAAUAUCAGGGAACCUGGGUCAAUUACCAGCGAGGGGUGGAUCUCUGUCGAGAGUACCACGUCGAGGAAGCCCUUCGACCGUUACUGGAAUACGAUUCGGGCUCUACAUCCUUUGCCGAAGGAGGCAUAGAAACACCCACCAAGGAGCAGGCCAUGGCCGCGCAGCGCAAGCGUCUAUACAAUGGUGGGGAGAGUCGUGGUUCGUCACAGCCGCAGCAGGGCACUUUCUUCCAAAACAUCUCUCGCACUGCUGCCACCGCUGUCAAUGCGCUUAGCAAAGCGCGCUUCGACUCACCUAACUCCAGCAGUCGCCGCCCAAGCAUGGUUCGCAAACCCUCCCAACAAAUGAGCAGCCAAGAAUCCGGGCUUCCCUUCAGUAGUCAGCAAAGCAUGUACAGCAUGUCCGACAGUGGGUUUGGUAGCUUGCAAAACAAACACCAGACUCAGGACGAUCAAGAUCAUCUUGCAGAACCUCCACGCAAACGCAUGCGCUCUACCUCACACCAACCCCCACCCGGUCUUGCUCGUGAACCAUCCAAUGUCUCCAUGCAAGACCCUACACCGACCGAACCUAACGACUCUUUCUAUCAAGACAUGGACGUCUUGCCUCCCCCCACCGACGAUGGCUCCAAGCGCGGAGUCGAGUCACUGGCCCCUGCUUCCACCCCCGAGCGGUUCCAAAAGAUGAAGCUGAUCAUGACUCUAUUUCUCGACAAACGAACAAAAGACUUCACCAACCACCCUGCUUUGUUGCAGCUGACCGGCGACGAUCUCGAAAUACCCCUCGACGAAUAUCGCAACAAUGCGCUUCAUUGGGCGGCAAUGCUCGCGCGCAUGUCACUUUUGAAUGCGUUGGUGGCCAAAGGCGUUAGCAUCUCCCGCGUGAAUGGCGCAGGAGAGACUGCUCUGCAGAAAUCUGUCGGUACUCGCAAUAACCUUGAUUAUCGAAGCUUCCCCCGCUUGCUGCAGGUACUCGCCCCAACGAUUGACAUGGUCGAUUACAGCGGACGUACCAUCCUGCACCACAUUGCCAUGAUGGCUGCGACUGGCGGCGGUGGGCAUGUUUCCGCCAAGCAUUACUUGGAAGCCCUCCUUGAGUUUAUCGUACGCCAUGGUGGCAUCGUUCCUACCACGAACGGAGAUCACACAUCAAACGGCGCCCCUAGCGGCGAUGUCAUCUCCCUGGGACGAUUCAUCUCCGAGAUCGUCAAUCUGCGGGACGACCAAGGCGACACAGCUCUCAAUUUAGCUGGACGUGCGCGCUCAGUCCUCGUUCCCCAACUAUUGGAAGUCGGCGCUGAUCCCCACAUCCCCAACCACACCGGUCUUCGACCAGCUGAUUAUGGUGUUGGUGUUGACAUGGUGGAUGGAAAUCCCCAAUCCCAGCAAGCGAUUGAUCGAAAUGACACCUUCAUCGACCAGCUAGCGAAGACAAAGAAGGAGAUCCUGGAUGCGGCACUGUCACAGAUCAAUGCGAUGGUGGAAGAAACUCUAGGUGGAAUCGAUAGAGAGUUGGCAUCAACUCUGACCCAGAAACAAGAAAGUUUCGACCACUGGCAUACGAAGAUCCGCGAAUCUGCCAAAGCUCGGCAGAUUGAGCAGAAACAAUACGAUGAACUUAGCAGACAGGAAUCGGAGCGUGUGGAGCUUGACCGUCGGAUCAAGAACCUAGAGCGAUCCUCCGAGGGGUUGUUGGCCACAGUGAAGAACACACCAGGACUCGAUGCGACGAAAACAGUCGUUGUGGGUGAUGCCGAUCGAGAUUCUGGUGUGGACGUCGCGACGUUUGAUACAUUGUUCCCCGAGAAAUUUGACCCUGCAUCCGGAUUCUCGGAGCAGCAAAUCGCGUUCUUGGAGGCUCUACCUUCUACGGACUCGCUGAGACGGCAAGCACACUGUUACAAAGAGUUCAACGCAGGCAUUCUAGCCGAAGUGGAUGGAUUGAAGGCUAAAAACGCCGUGCUCGGCCAGAACUACCGUCGCAUGGUGAUGGCAUGCACGAGUUGGACCGCAGAGCAAGUGGACGAAGCUGCCGAGGGCCUUACGAAGUGUGUCAAAGAAUUGAAUGACAACCCUGUGCCCGAAGAUGAGGCCAUUGAAAUCUUGAUGCGGGACCGCGGACAGGAUUGGUAG